Messenger RNA from Ilyonectria robusta, 1185 nucleotides. RefSeq lists its product as uncharacterized. The transcript is spliced from 5 exons. The record is from RefSeq and is a predicted model, not a curated record. Gene Ontology annotation, molecular function: oxidoreductase activity. Bases 1 to 1185 code for a protein of 394 amino acids. Lineage: Eukaryota; Fungi; Ascomycota; Sordariomycetes; Hypocreales; Nectriaceae.
AUGGCUCUUCCGUACGAGCCUAAGAGUGGUACGAUUCAAGGUGCUGACACUAGCAUCGCAGCCGACCGAUUCGUUAAGGUUUCGGGCGGCACUCUGGCCGGCCCUUUGAUCUGGUCAGGGGCUGACUUCAAGGAUGACCAUCCUUACACCCUUCGACUGAGCCACGAAGAUGUGCUUGAGAUUGACAAUGCCCUCGCUGAGUUCAAGAAACUUGAGCUCGAUGGAGACGAGGUUUCCCCAAACAACUUCCCACUCCCCCGCCUCUCCCGCCGCCUCCGAGCCUGCACCGAGACUCUCCAUCUCGGCCGUGGGUUCAGCGUCAUUCGAGGCUUAGAUGCGACCCGUUACACUGUCGAAGACAGUGUAGUCAUCUUCUUGGGCCUCGCCAGCUACAUCGCUGAGAAAAGGGGUCUCCAGGAUCGUAAGGGUAACAUGCUAUCCCAUAUUACUGAGUCGAAGCAGUGGACUGGUCCCGCAAGUGGUCGCCAUGGAAUCCACACUAACGAGGCACUGCCGUUCCAUACCGACAUGGGAUGCGACAUCCUCUCUCUCCAAGUUCGCAACAUCGCUGACAAAGGCGGCUACACCUAUCUGAGCUCUGCUUGGUGGGUGUUCAACGACCUCUUGAACCGCGAGCCAGAGGUUGUCAAAACCCUCCUGGCUCCCAACUGGCCCGUCCAGCUGCCUGGACGAAAGUCCACGUACUACCUUGCCUCCGUGUUCUCGUUCCACGACGGAAAGCUGCUGGUCAGCCUCGACCCUCAUCGACUCGGACCGCACCCGAAAAUAGUCGACUCCAAGAUUCCUCCCCUGACUCCGGCUCAGACUUAUGCUCUGCAGGAGGUUUCGAAGUCGGCUGCUCGAGCAGAGUUGCAGCUGACACUGAACAAGGGGGACAUCCUCUUCUUCAACAACUUGGCCUUGCUUCAUCGGCGAGAUCACUACCGGGACCACGAUAACUCGUCCCGCCACAUGGUCAGACUCUGGCUCCGCAGCCAGAAACUGGGCUGGGCUAUUCCCGACGCCCUGCUUCCUCCCUGGGAGGCGGUCUACGGGGAGAACCGAAAGGUUACCACCAGAAUCUACCCGCUGGUUCCCGUUGCCGACUACCCCGUCCCGCGCUACACUACUGGCUCUGCCGCGUUUUUGAUCGAGGAUGACCUGGAUCUGUCCGACUCUGAAUGA